CCACGUGUGUGCUGCUGGCUGGAUGGCCAAGGGCAGAGUUGGCUAUCCCAUCGUCAAAGCCGGAGCCAACUGUGGYUUUGGAAAGACUGGAAUUGUCGAUUAUGGAAUUCGGCUCAACCGGAGCGAGAGGUGGGACGCCUACUGCUACAACCCCAACGGGAAAGAGUGUGGAGGAGUGUUCACAGAUUCCAAACACGUAUUUAAGUCACCAGGCUACCCAAAUGAGUACGAGAACGAGCAGAUUUGCUACUGGCACAUCCGAGUCAAGUACGGCCAGAGGAUCCAGCUGCAGUUCCUGGAGUUCGAUGUGGAGGAUGACACYGCCUGCAUGGCCGAUUUCCUGGAGAUCUACGACAGCUACGACGACAUCAAUGGCUUUGUGGGCAGGUUUUGUGGAGAUGAGUUACCAGAUGACAUCAUUAGCACAGGCAAUGUGAUGACACUGAAGUUCCUGACGGAUGCCUCGGUGACRGCGGGCGGGUUCCAGAUCAGAUACACCACCCUGGAUCCUGCCAGGCCAGGGGAUGGCAAAAACACCACAUCCCCAGGGAAAACAAACUUCCUAGCAGGAAAAUUCGGGAUUAUGUGAGCCAGAUCUAGAAAUAGAGUSAACCCAGUUCAGAUAUUUGUGUCUUCUGUAAGAUAUUUUCACAUSUCUUUCUGAAUUGUUCUCUCCGGCUUUUUUUAUAAGUUUUGUUAAUAAACUACACUAGGAAAUAAAUUAUAAAAUAUACUUACGUGAAGAAUAGAAAACUAUUUUUAGAAUACAAGUACUGUAAAAAUCUGAAGAAUUCACUGCUACCAAAGACUUUAAAGAUUAUUUUUCUAUUCAAACUGUUUCUUCUCUGCACUUCUUGCACCAUUGGAACAAAAUUUUUGCGUGACUGUUCCAAUUAUUCUUAAAUUUAACAGGCUUUUCUUUCCUUAUUUUCCUUGAUUUCCACAUAUUUAUUUUUUAGACUGUUUCUUUGUUUUUUCCUGUUCUCUGCACAUAUUUUUUUUUUAAAUUAACUGAUUUUCUUGACUCUAAGGGCCUUUAGGCUAAGCUUAUUUUUAAGACACAUCUUGUGGAUGGCCUGGCAGCCCUCACCCAUGUGAAGAUUUGGAAGCAGCACAAAAGAGACCAAUUGGAAAACACUUUAAUUUUAUUAUCAGCUCAAUCAAUGGAUUUUGUCAGCRUUCCCUCAUCCAGAGAAGAGCUGUUGAAGUCCUUUCACUUCUCUGAUUACACUUUUUAAAUGAAUGACUKCCUGAUGAGAAUAAAAGUGGUGAGAUGAAGCAUCAGGAGAAAUUUCUCCCCGAGCACCAGCACAUUCAGAGGACACUACUGAGGUGUUGAAUGCUGUUUACACUGGUUAAGACUGUUCAAGUUGAAAUUUGAAACUUAAAAUGAGGAACUGAAAUCCUUCUCCAUAUGUUUUUAACUGAAGCAGCAUUAAAGCUACCUCUGUUUUAACCACACCGUGUUUGCAAUGAGUUGCUUUUAUUUCUU
Messenger RNA from Malurus melanocephalus (red-backed fairy wren), 1492 nucleotides. It is a transcript of the gene TNFAIP6, whose product is annotated as TNF alpha induced protein 6. Lineage: Eukaryota; Metazoa; Chordata; Aves; Passeriformes; Maluridae. Gene Ontology annotation, biological process: negative regulation of inflammatory response; cell adhesion. Gene Ontology annotation, molecular function: hyaluronic acid binding. The transcript is spliced from 4 exons. The record is from RefSeq and is a predicted model, not a curated record. Bases 23 to 589 code for a protein of 188 amino acids.